Messenger RNA from Rubroshorea leprosula, 1232 nucleotides. NCBI's taxonomy places the organism in Eukaryota, Viridiplantae, Streptophyta, Magnoliopsida, Malvales, Dipterocarpaceae. The record is from the annotation of a GenBank genome assembly.
CAGAUGGUCCACCACUUGGGAUUGAAAUUGAGCCACUUCCUCCUGGGGCAUUUAUGUCCCAAAGUACAAAUCCAGUCAAUGAGCAAAAUAACGUUGGAGAUCCUAGCCAGUGUCAUUCUCUUGGUAUAUCUGGGUUUCUGAAGCAGCCAAAUCUUAAUCCUAAAUAUGAAGCACAUAUUACUCGGAUGGGUUCCCAGGAUUCAUACGAGGAGGAUGCAAACUGUUAUUCUAUCCAUUCUGACAGACCGGAGAGGAGGUCCUAUCGGCAAUUAAAACAGAAGUCUUUCCUCAACACUUCCAACUCUCCUCUUGGUCAGAACUCUUAUUUAGAUACAUUCGUUUCUAAGGAUCCUGGCUACUAUGAUGCCAAAGUUUCCAAUAAAAAGGCAAAGCCAUGGUUGCGUGACAAUAAUAAUGUUGCUUCUAAGAAUGCCCAGAAGAAUGAAAACUUGUCUAGACCUUCAAAUUUGAUACCUGAUUUCAGUCAGUCCCUCGAUACCGUGGAGAGGGGCCCAUCUGCAAGGGUGACAAAGGUCAACAAAUGUAUCACAGAGAGGAGACACAACAUAGAGUAUCACGAACCAGUUAGAGUAAAAAUGCAUCCAACAAAUGAAAUGAGAGUUGCUAAUCAAGCCAAAAUUGAAUACCCUCAACAAGAUUACCUGGAAAAUGCAUCAUCUACCAAACUGUUGUUAUUGGCAAAUCAGAUUAAAGGGUCAUCUAUGGAUGUUCCAUGUAGCUUCAGUGAGGAUGAAACUGCAGAAACUAGUUCUUCCCUAGAAUGAAGGAAAGAUGGUUUAUCAAUUCCAGGAGGGCUUAAGUGGUUCUCAAGAACACUCCAUGGAGACCCAUGAAUUUAUGUAAUUGCUUUGUACAGGUGGAAGAAGGGUGUUUGCUCAUCCUAGUAAUAUGGAACUACUGCUAGCAAAAUAGGGAGGAUAGCAUGUCAAUCGUAAUCAGGGUGCUCAGCUGUUGAUGUGUACAAAUUCUUUUUGAUGUUAGUUAAAAUGCUUUUUGCAGAAAAGCAGUGAUGACAUUUAUGUGGUAAUGUCAUUGGCUUGGAUCUACUAAUCCUAGAUGUAAUAUAAGCAAUUUAACCUGGAGAUUUGAAAACACUGCAUUCCACAUAUUGGUCUUUCCUUGGCCUGAAGCUGAGCAUUGGUUUUGGUGAUGAAAAGUUUUGUUUGUCAUCUUUGAAAAGCAACUGUGAAUUGGGGUGAAUUUACAGUUAC